UCUUUGAAGUUUGAAACUUUGAAUUUGUUUUGUUUUGUCUCAAAGGAUACUGCCUAGCAAGGGAGCUGCUGGGUAGCGGAGGAGGCUAGAAUUGCGGUAUCACAACUUGACGUUGGAUCAGAUCCAGAGCGGAACCAGACAGGUGUUCCUCCGGGAAGCACGGAGGGGAAAUCUGGGAUGUGGGUUCGUCGAGUUUUAUAAGAGGGAGAGAAAAUCACUUUGAAGCAAAUAGGGGUUGACUUCGUGGGUGACUGGCAUUACGACGACUUUAGGGCUUACUUUAUCAAUUAAUUUGUCCCGGUGGAGCUGGAUCCCUUUGUUUUUUUUAUUCAGUACGUGCUCCCAUGUUCAGUUGUAAUACAAAUAAUAGUGAUCUCUCGAGUCUUUUUUCAAUGGCUGAUUUGUUAUCAUAAACGAGCAUACCCAAAGAUGAACUUUGGCUGCACUAUGUGCACAUAGCUUAAUCUGAAGAUUGCCCAAAAAUCAAUCUGUGAGUAUUAGUUUUUUUUCUUACUAGUUUGUUCUAACAUAUGCUCGAUCGAUAUAAAUUCAGAUUUCAUAAACUUACAGAUUGAUGAUGACAGACACAGUUGUCCCAAGUCCAAUUGUUCAUGAACUUCUGAACCAAAAUAACUAUGACGAAUGGAGUUUGCGAGUUGAAACCUACCUGUUGGCAAAAGGUCUUUGGGAAGUUGUGGAAGCCACCACUGAGCCUCCUAAACGAGAAGAUGGUGAAGUUGAAUUUAAAGCUUGGAGGAAGAGUAAUGCCGAGGCUUUGCACUCGAUCCAGGUUUCUUGUGGGGCCGAUACUUUCUCUUUAUUAGGGGCACACGCAGAGCCAAAAUUGCCUGGGAUAUUUUGGCAGAAAAGUUGAAGCCAGCUGAAGCAUGCCAAGCCACAGGAACUGAGGAGAUAUCAGAUGACCACACGAAUAACAACCCAACCACUGUUGAUGCGGAGCUAGAGGAAUGGUCGGCAAUAGAUUCAGGAAACGAAGACAAUCAAACUUUGCACAAUUUAGUGAAGAAGAAAGAUUGGGAUGCUGCAAUGGAGUUUCUUAUCCAACAUCCCAGGGCAGUAACUGCAAGACAUGGCGAGAGCGAUGGGACAAUUCUUCACCUGGCAGUCAUAUUGAGAAGGUGGAGCUUGCAAAAAAAUUGGUGGACUUAAUGAGACCAGAGGACUUGGAAACACAGAACUCUAGGGGUCUUACCGCUCUUCAUUAUGUUAUAGAAAGAACUCCAGAAAGCGUCGAACUAGCAAAAUGCAUGGUUGACAAGAACAUGAAGUUACUCAGUAUUGUCUUUCCCGAGAAAACCAUCACACCUUUGGUCGGAAAAAUUACCCCACUUAUUCAGGCUCAUAGUCGUAGUCAUGAAAAAGGAGAAAAAAUGGCUCAGUACCUUUAUUCCGUCACUCCGCACGAAACCCUGAACGAUUCCGAAUGCGCUAUGCUUAUUAUCCACGGUUUUAUGUUAAAAAGAUUUGAUAUUGCGUGGGAUUUAAUUCAGCGCCGUCCGGAGUUAGUCAUUGCUAAAGAUUUUUACGGGAGAACACCUUUAAAUAAACUAGCUGGUAUGCGUUCUGCAUUCUUAAGUGGAAGCUCACUCAAUUUCUGUGAACAAUGGAUUUAUGACGGCAUACAAAUAAAACCAAUGCCUACAACUGAGGAACCUAUUCAUACCACUGAUGAUGAUGUUUGUAUAAACGUUCAAAAACCGGAAGAUGGCAACCAGAGUAGUAAAAGGCAAGGGCAUCUCAUUUGCUCAGGUACGCAUGUUACAUGACAGACGUGCCAUUUAUUUUUGUUAAUGUUUAGUUGUUUCAUAAAUUAAGGUACCACAACUAUAUAUAAAUCAGUUAGCAAGCAGUAUUUCAGGAGAAGCCCAUAUAUUUCAAGAUAAACCCAUUGACCAUAUUUUAGGAGAAGCCUUUAUUCUUGAAGUGAAAUUGGCAAGGUCAAUCAUCCUAUUGGUUCUGUAUAUAUCAUUUAUAUUUUCCCUUUUUAUUUAACUUGAUUUAUAGAUGCAUUUGGAUGCUUCCUCCUUUUAUUUUUCACUUCUACAGUCCUACUACUAUGGUAUCUACCUCGACAAUGGAUAUGUAGGAGCUAGGAGGUCAUCUUCUUCAUAUUUACCUCUUUUCUAACUUGGUUUCAAAUGAUGGUGGGGCUUAUCUUCUAUCCACAUACAGAUCAAAUCUUCGUCUUAUAUUUUUAUCCAUUGCAACCUAUUAAUCAAUGUAUCAUUCUAUGUUGCAAUUUU
Pyrus x bretschneideri (Chinese white pear) is the source of this 2264-nucleotide messenger RNA. RefSeq lists its product as uncharacterized. Bases 969 to 1787 code for a protein of 272 amino acids. The record is from RefSeq and is a predicted model, not a curated record. The transcript is spliced from 5 exons. Lineage: Eukaryota; Viridiplantae; Streptophyta; Magnoliopsida; Rosales; Rosaceae.